Molecule: messenger RNA, 1344 nt
Organism: Drosophila willistoni
Lineage: Eukaryota; Metazoa; Arthropoda; Insecta; Diptera; Drosophilidae
Exons: 3
Coding region: 1-1344 (447 amino acids)
Biological process (GO): regulation of transcription by RNA polymerase II; chromatin remodeling
Molecular function (GO): DNA-binding transcription factor activity, RNA polymerase II-specific; RNA polymerase II cis-regulatory region sequence-specific DNA binding
Source: RefSeq, a predicted model, not a curated record
AUGCGAACCAGUUUCGAUCCGGAAAUGGAGUUGCCCAAAUUUCAGAAAUGGUUCCAAGAGAAUCCCCAUCUUUCACGCCAGCAUAUUCAGAAUUAUGUGGUGCAAUUAAAUGCCUUGGAGUCGCGUCGAGGUCGCAAGCCUUUGGAUGUCAAUAAUGUGGUCUACUGGUUUAAGAAUGCUCGCGCAGCCCAGAAACGGGCCGAGAUGAGGGGCAAUGUGACCACCACAAUGAGUGCCCUGGGACACGCGGCCAUGAACGGUUAUCUGAGUCAGCAUCAUGGAGCCCAAUUAGGGCAGAACUCCAGCUCGAGUGCUGGUAGCCAGCCCAGCAUGAGCAUGGGCAAUCUGUCGGGCAAGUCGCAUGAUUAUCUCAAGAGUCCCAUGAGCUUGAAAUCAGAAGAUAUUGAUACCAUGUCCCAGCAUUCCAAUGAUAUGGAUGAGGAGGCGCCUGUGAGUCGGUCAAAUACUCCACAAUUGCCGCUCUCCCUGACCACCCACGAGACGAAUCGGAAUUCCCCGCUCAUGGAUGGCGAUGAGGAGCACGAUGACGAUGAGGCCACAGCACCCACAAGAGCUAAGAGUGAAAUUAGCGAUGUGAUCAAUGGCAAUGUGCAUAGGGACGAACGCCAACAGCAACAGCAGCAGGAGAAAUCCAAUGAAGAGCACAAGGAUGACAUUUCCAAGGAGCAUACGGAAGGUGGACAUAACGAGCAGGAUCAUGAGCAAUUACCCGAUGAUUCGGCUCUCAAUCACAACAACAAUGAGAAUAAGUUGACCACCCCGAAAUGCCGCAGCACACCCAAAGAGGAGGAAGAUGAUCUGGAUAUGGAUGACGAUGACUUGGAGGACAAUGACAAUGAGAACGAUGCCAGUCAUUUGGAUGAAUUUCGUUCCCCCUCGCCGGCCAUGGAUGGCAAUUUGGUGGCCGCCUCGCACAAGGAUCAACAAUUGCCCUUUCCAUGGCGGCAGCUGCGGCGGCGGCAGCUGCAUCAGCUGCGGCUGGUAUGCAACCGAAUGCAUACCGGGGCCGGGCUCAAUCUCUCGAGCAUCUGGAAUGAGGAGCGACGCAAAAGGAAUCGCACUUUCAUCAAUCCGGUCACCGAAGUGCCCAAAUUGGAGCAAUGGUUUGCCAUGAACACGCAUCCGUCGCACAAUUUGAUACUCAAAUACACUGAAGACUUGAACACCAUGCCCUACAGGCAAAAAUUCCCCGGCCUGGAGAGCAAGAAUGUGCACUUCUGGUUCAAGAAUCGCCGUGCUAAAUGCAAACGUCUCAAGAUGUCACUCUAUGACAGCAGUCAGUGUGCCCAAAUGGGCACUCUAGCUUUCUGCUCUCUGACGUGA